AUGACGCGCAACAUCCUCAUCGCGGUCCUCCGCAACGACCUUCGUCUGCACGACCAUCCGAUCUUCCACCUCUGUUCCGAGCCCACACCCUCGUCCGCCCAAUUCAAGAAGCCUAUCACGCACGUCCUGCCCGUCUACGUGUGGGAUCAGCGGCAUGUCGAAGUCUCUGGCUUCCCGUCUCUCGUCAAAGCGGGCAAGGAAGGCGGUGGCAAGGGCUCCUCCCAAUUCGCCAAGACGCGCGAACUCGGCAUCUGGCGCACGGGUGUCCACCGUACCAAGUUCAUCAACGAGAGCGUAUUCGAUCUGCGCGAACGAUUGCGGUCCGUCGGGUCCGAUCUGGCCAUCUUCGCCGGUACACCCGAGAGCGUCGUCCCUUCGCUCAUCAAGAGCAUCCGCGAUAAAGGCGAUACCGUCGAAGCCGUCUACCUCGGACGCGAGAUCAACACCGAAGAGGUCAACGUGCAGAAGCGACUCGACGGGAUCUUGGGUGAUCUGCAAUGCCCGUUCAAGUUGUUGGAGGGCAAGUCGUUGAUUCACUCGCGCGAUCUGGGGUUCCCGGUGAAGCAGUUGCCCGAUGUGUUUACCCACUUUAGGAAGCAGGUGGAGGGACCGGACAUGUUUCGUGCUCCCCUGGAGGCGCCGACUAAACUCAAGCCUUUCCCGGACAACGUCGAUGUGCAGGACGACGCGGGAGUGUACAAUCUCUCCACCAAGGACGAGUUCUCCAACAAAGAGGCUGUGGAGAAACACCUUCUCUCGCCGCUGCUGGAGGAACCGGUGCUGGGUCAUAAAGAGUUGCUAUCCAAAGUGACCUCCUCUUCACCCACCGAGUUCGACGUUCCGCACAGCGCCUUCCCCUACCGCGGUGGCGAGACGGAAGCGCUCAAGCGUCUCGAGCACUAUUUCGCAUCUGGCAAAUCUUCACCCGGAGCGUCGUACAAGGAGACGCGCAAUCAGAUGCUCGGUGCCGAUUACAGCACCAAAUUCGCCGCUGCUCUCGCUCACGGUCUCCUCUCUCCCCGACUCAUCGCCCAACGUGCUACGCAACUCGACGAACAGACUGGCGCACACAACAAGGGAGGAGGCUACUGGAUCCUCUUCGAACUGCUCUGGCGCGAUUACUUCUACUUUGUCGGCUGGAAAUUCGGUUCGCACCUCUUCACCUUGGGCGGGAUUGAGGAAGAGAUCUCGCCCAAAAGCGCUUCAUCCAAAGCGUACGAGUGGAAGAACAGUUCGAGUCUGACCGACCCGAAAGAUCACUUUGUUCGAUGGGCGACGGGCAAAACAGGUGUGCCCAUGAUCGACGCUAACAUGGUCGAACUGGUCCAAACCGGGUUUAUGAGCAACCGUGGGCGUCAGAACGUAGCGAGCUUCCUCACCAAGGAUUUGGGCUGGAAUUGGAGAUAUGGAGCAGAGUACUUCGAAAGCUGGCUGGUGGAUUUCGAUCCCAACUCGAAUUGGGGCAAUUGGCAGUAUGUGGCAGGAGUGGGCAACGAUCCGAGGAGCUCAAGACAGUUCAACCCGAUCAAGCAGGGGAAGGAUUACGAUGCCAAAGGAGAGUACGUCAAGACGUGGCUGCCCGUGUUGGAGGGCGUGGAGGAGAAGUAUCGGCAUCACCCCUGGACGACGCCCGGUGGAUGGGAGGCCAGGGGGGAGUAUCCCGAGAAGCCCAUGAUCGAACAGCAGAUGUGGAGGAAGCAUUAUAGCAAUGCGGGUGGGGCGCCGGGUGGUGGGGGUGGCGGGAGGGGCGGACGAGGGAAUGGCAGAGGUGGUGGACGGGGCGGCUACCGAGGUCGUCGCGGAGGCGGCGGUGGUGGCCACCGACAGCAAACGCAGUAG
Molecule: messenger RNA, 1839 nt
Organism: Kalmanozyma brasiliensis GHG001
Lineage: Eukaryota; Fungi; Basidiomycota; Ustilaginomycetes; Ustilaginales
Product: DNA photolyase, N-terminal
Exons: 1
Coding region: 1-1839 (612 amino acids)
Biological process (GO): photoreactive repair
Molecular function (GO): damaged DNA binding; deoxyribodipyrimidine photo-lyase activity; FAD binding
Source: RefSeq, a predicted model, not a curated record